AGUCAAGACUGUUGGCUAGAUGUCCCCCCUCUGGAGGCGGCGCGGUGGUAUGGGCUAUCUGGGGACGCUCCUGGCUCCGGGUUUGAACUCUCCAGCUUCUCUGGAGAACAGGGGCGAGUCCCGGUGCAGCCAUCAGGGCGAGUGACACGCAGAGCUGACACCAUGGUUCAUCAGGUGCUCUACCGAGCGCUGGUCUCCACCAAGUGGCUGGCAGAGUCCAUUCGGUCCGGCAGCCUGGGGCCCAACCUGAGGGUGCUGGAUGCAUCCUGGUACUCCCCCGGGACCCGCCAGGCCCGCAAGGAGUACCAAGAGCGCCAUGUGCCUGGUGCAUCCUUCUUUGAUAUAGAAGAGUGCCGGGACACGGCCUCGCCCUAUGAGAUGAUGCUGCCCAGCGAGGCCCACUUUGGGGACUACGUGGGCCGCCUGGGCAUCAGCAACGACACACACGUGGUGGUAUACGAUGGUGACGAGCUGGGCAGCUUCUAUGCCCCCCGAGUCUGGUGGAUGUUCCGUGUGUUUGGCCAUCGCACUGUGUCAGUGCUCAAUGGUGGCUUCCGGAACUGGCUGAAGGAGGGCCAUCCUGUGACCUCUGAGCCCUCACACCCAGAACCAGCUGUUUUCAAAGCCACUCUGGACCGAUCCCUGCUCAAGACCUAUGAGCAGGUCCUGGAGAAUCUACAGUCUAAAAGGUUCCAACUGGUGGAUUCACGGGCCCAGGGGCGGUACCUGGGCAUCCAGCCAGAGCCGGAUAUAGUAGGACUGGACUCUGGUCACAUCCGAGGCUCACUCAACAUGCCCUUCAUGAACUUCCUGACCAAAGAUGGCUUCGAGAAGAGCCCAGAGGAGCUGCGUGCCCUGUUUGAGGCCAAGAACGUGGAUCUCUCGAAGCCCCUCAUCGCCACAUGCCGCAAGGGGGUCACUGCCUGCCACAUUGCCCUGGCUGCCUACCUCUGUGGAAAGCCUGAUGUAGCUGUUUAUGAUGGCUCCUGGUCGGAGUGGUUCCGCCGGGCACCCCCAGAGACCCGGGUGUCCCAGGGGAAGGGCGGGAAGGCCUGAGCAUGUGAGGCCUCCUCAGCAUGUACCCAGACUCCAGUCAGUUCCCCUCAGUAUGGCUGGGUGACCUGCAGCCGGCUCACACCUCUUAGGCAAAGGAGAUCAGACAGGAUUUUAGAAUUGCUGUGAGCGUUUGCCCUCCCACCAACCCUGGAAUAAAGUGCCUUUUCUCAGUGG
Messenger RNA from Nannospalax galili (Upper Galilee mountains blind mole rat), 1230 nucleotides. It is a transcript of the gene Tst, whose product is annotated as thiosulfate sulfurtransferase. Gene Ontology annotation, cellular component: mitochondrion. NCBI's taxonomy places the organism in Eukaryota, Metazoa, Chordata, Mammalia, Rodentia, Spalacidae. The transcript is spliced from 3 exons. The record is from RefSeq and is a predicted model, not a curated record. Gene Ontology annotation, molecular function: thiosulfate-cyanide sulfurtransferase activity. Bases 163 to 1056 code for a protein of 297 amino acids. Gene Ontology annotation, biological process: transsulfuration.